Symbiodinium natans is the source of this 4581-nucleotide messenger RNA. NCBI's taxonomy places the organism in Eukaryota, Dinophyceae, Suessiales, Symbiodiniaceae. The record is from the annotation of a GenBank genome assembly.
AUGCUUGUGGCCACGGUGGACUCUCAGGUUCGAAGGACCUCCGAGGGCCUUGUCACUGGCGGAAAGGCCGUUUGGCCUGCUUCCAGCCACUUUGCGUUCGAGGUGUUCUCAUGGAAGUCAGCGCUUGAAGUUCAGGUGCUGGCCUUCAGCCCGCCAGCCGGUCCUGGUGCUGCGUCAGAGGUGGGCAGCAGCUGCCUGGAGGUCCUUGCGCUGAUGCCCAACCGUUGGCACCGGCUGAAGGAAACGCUUUGGGGAGGCACAUCCCGUCAACAGCUUGAGCUCAGCAUAUAUGUCUCCAUGGAGCAGCCUUCUGGCCCACGACGAACUGAAACCCUCCGCGAAAUCCAGGCCGUCGAAGCUGACACCGUGCCACAGCCGACCCAAAGGGAGCUGCAGCAGAUGAAGCUGAAGGAGCUCCUGAACGAUCCGGAGGAGAAGCUUCCAGCAACCAGCAAGCCUUCUCGGGAAGGAAAAAGCCAAAGGGAGUUGCAGCGCGAAGAGCUGCAGAAACUGCUUGAAGGUGGCCCCGCGACGGAGGAGGACAAGAAAAAGGAACGCAUAAAGCUGCUGGAGUCUAAGAUUGCCGAGAUGCAGGCCGAGCUCGAAGCCGAACGUUCCACAUCCGAAAAAGCCAAAUCAGAUGCGCGACAGAAGCGCGACCAGAAGCGCCUCGGGCGUCAGGCCAACCCCAACAUGGGGAAGGGCUUGGAGGGCUUGGAGAAGCUACGAGCAGCUGCCAGGAGGCGCGUUUUCUCGCUCGCAAGUAUGCUGGACAACAGUCGGAAUGCCAUUGUGACGAUUGCCGGAAGUGGUGAGUCUGGGUUCGCCGGUGAUGGAGGCCCUGCGCGUCUUGCGCAGCUGCGGAAGCCGGAAGGACUGGCACUAAAGCCUGGCUUGAGCAUCGGGCCGGACAAUGUGGGUCGCGAGCUCUACUUCGCCGACUUUGUGAACCAGCGCAUUCGCAAGCUUGUGCGCACCGCCAAUGAUUGGAUCAUCUACACCGUGGCUGGCAAUGGAGUCAUGGCUGACGAUCCACUUUGCGACAGUGGAUGCCCGCCUUUGGAGGCGAGCUUGUGGAAUCCUCGCUCUUUGGCCUUCGCAUCAAACCAGGACUUGUACUUUGUGGACUCCGGCAGCCACAAGAUUCGCAGAGUGACGACAAGUGCCGGUGAUCCGCAGAACAACCUGAACGCAACAAUCACGAGAUUCCUAGGCCAUUCAGAGUGGACGACGAGCCAGGAAAUGUGGCAGUCCUUUCGUGGCAUUGCGAAAGUGAUGCUGCCUGGUCAUUUCGAAAGUCCAAAUGAGUAUCUGCACUUGCGCGCGAUGUAUGCUAUCACCAUCGACAAGCACGACCGCCUUUGGACAAUAGACAGUGAGAACAACAGAAUCUUCAUGGCACCACUCGUGAAUUUGACCAGGACUAGGUUAGCUGGUGACUUUGGGAACUUCCUGGCCAGGUUAACUGCGUCCAUGUUCACGGACAAUAGCACCCAGGUCAACACCACGGCCGAGGAUCGACAGGCCCAGGAGCUGACUUGGGCCAACAACUUGAAAGCAUGGCUCCCAUUGGAAUUUCCAAACCUUGCGACAGCUUCGUCUAUGCAGGUGGAGACAAGCGACUCUCUUUACAAGCCAGGACGCAGCUACUGGAUGUAUGGAGCACCAGUAGCAAAAGAGACCUGGUGUCCCAGACGCCAAGUGGAGAGACCUCUUGAGAGCUGUGAGCCUACCGCGCAAAUGGCAAGAUUCAACGGUCUGAUGGGAAUGUGCCUGGACAAAGCUUCCAAUAUGUACCUUGUGGACACAGAGGACAGUCAAAUCGUGUUCCUGGACACUGACAAUUUCAAGGAUGCAGACACUCAGGCUUCAUCCAGUGCGGCGGCCACUUCAAACGGCUGCCACUGCAUGCAGUACUGGGUAGCCCUUGAGGAGGAGAACAAUGCAGAGCUUUAUUUGCCAGGUUCCUUUGUCAGGGCCGACUACCUGCUUGACAUACUUCGGUGCAAGGAGAACCCCGGGAUCGCAAGCCUCAUUGAGCAGCUCCCAACCCCUGUUCUCAACAUCACGGAAGAAGUCUUAAAGUCAGCCUCGUGCUCUACGCAAGACUACUGUGGCAGGGUCUUCUCUGACACAUAUCCGAAGUGGUGCUACACGGAGACUCGCUCCAUGCCCGAGGGAGAGCAGCAGCGCAUGUGCUCGAAUAAUCGUUGGCUGUGGUGUGAUGCUGGUGUUCAAGACUAUGUCCCGGCAUCCUGGAGGUUUGUUCCUGGCGCAACCAUCAUUGGUAAUGAGAAGCGGUUCGAGACGAGAUACUACAUGGACCUGAUCAAUAUAAGAUUCCUGCGACAAUCAUUGACAGAAGACCUUUGGCUAACAGCAGGCAGCCCCUACGAGUAUGCAACGAACGUCCCCCGCCAGAGAAGCUCCCAGUUUUUCCUCGGCGGGACAGCAAUCCUCAAGGGGUUCGUGGACAUCGGGACUGGGCCAUGCAGUGACUAUUGUUGUGGCCUCCCAAUUAUUUCGCCGUUUGAUCGGAUCAAGAACAGGGUUGGCUACGUUUGCGGUUUCCUCAGUGCGAACAACAUCACCAUCCUUGAGUCCUACUUCCCGGAAUCAAACAAUACGGGUCCCGGUCUUGUGUCCGAGGUUCAGAUGCUCACGGUGUGGGAAGAGCUGGAGUCCCUGGUCUUCGAUGACAAGCUUGCGGGAAACGUGCAAUCAACACUCACACCUGCAGCAGCAAUCGAGUUCUGCAAGUCCCGCUGCGAGUAUGAUUCCACUUGUAGCGGCUUUAUGGUCAAAGGAGUGAAUGAUGACGAUCCUGAACUACUAAGUGAGGGCCAACCCUGCAUCUUCUUCAACCAGAACUAUCCUUUCUAUGUCUACAGCAUUGGCCGUUCGUCGUGGCCCUUCAACUCUAUUGGAGAAGUCAACAUGUCGGAACCGACAGAACGUGCGGAAGCCUUGAAUGCUUUUGUCGGGCCCGGGGUUCCUGCCUCACGAAUGCUUGGAGAUCCAAAUGGCACUUACGUGGCAUCCGAAAGCAGUCUUGUAGUUUCCAGGAAUAGCAUCGCAAAAGCCAAGCCAGAGAAAGCUCUCCUCCUCAUGGACUGUCAAGAGCUGUGCUUGCAGGACGUGACCUGUAAAGGCAUAGCAUUUCCCGGCUGUUACCUACUGAAGACGGAUAUUAAACUUCUCCAGGCCAGCAGCAUGACGAGUGUGUACAUCAAGGAAACGAUGCAACCAGAAGUUAAGCCGGUGGCUGGUUACAGCGAGGCCGAUGCUUAUACCACGGGGGCCCUGGCUUUUGAGACGUACUUGAACAAGCCUUUCAGUUGCGCAGUCGAUUCCAAGGGUGACCUCUUGGUAUCGGAUGGCUUGAACCAGCGGCUGCGCAAAAUUCAGGGAUACAACUCCCACUGCAGCACGAGCGGGCACUUCACGUCCCAGCAAGUGAAGGACUUUGAGAGGCUCGUUCGGGAUGCGGAUGCUGCGUGCAACAAUGAGUCGGCACCGCAGCUUGUAGAUAUUUAUGCCCGAGCUCAAGCUGAAGUCGUCGAGAAUGGCAGCGUGCAGCUUGUUCAGGAUGAGUUCUGCAAUUUUGGCUCGUCGCCCACGCCUGCAGCAAUGGCAAACUACACUUCCAACCUCUUUGUCCUCUGUCAAGUUUGUCAAGAGCUCCAACCCAGGCCGGCGGCAUGCCCAUGGCCAGAACUGUGCCUUUGCCGCGAUGCAAUGAUGCAGGUGGCAUUGAGCGCUGUCUACAUUCAUUGUCCGCAGCGCAAUGCUUUUGUUGACCCAUGGCACCGCUGGGUAACCGCCAUCACGAGCUGUUUGUUGGAAGAUCCACAAGCGGCGCAGUGGUACAACAGCAGUCAACUGGUGGAGGACACGGCAGCAGCCGGAAGCUUCGAGAAUUUCGGCCUCAACUUCGACGUCGCGGACCUGUUUGGCUUCAUGCAGGACUCCAAGGAGGAGGGUAGCAGUGAAGAGUACAACAUCUAUGGCGACAGCGACACUGAGGAGAAAUUGGCACAGCGCCAGCAGGAAGCACAGGACAUCAUCGCAAAGGAGAAAGAGCGCAUGGAUGGAGGAGCUUUUCUGCGGAUGCGUCGAGGAGCCACGCCAGGUGGAGGUGCACGAGAAAGGGCAGCUCGCAAGCGUGGCAAGAAGGACGCCGCCAAAGGCAAGGAGGCGCUCAUGGUCCAGGAUGUCCAGGAUGUCCAGGGCUCCAAGGAGCCAGAGCCGCAAAGGCAAGAGCCCGAGCCUGCCGCCUUCAACUUUGGCUUCAACUUCGAGAUGCCGGAGAUGCUCAACUUCGGUGGCCAGGAAGCCAACGAGGAGAUCAGCGAGGAGCACUACAUUUACGACGACAGUGACACGGAAGCGCAGCUAGAAAAUCGACGCGAGGAAGCUCGCGACAUUUUAGCUCUGGAGAAAGAGCGAACCGCCGACGCGGUGGGUCGGAUGCGCCGAGGUGUAGCCGCUGCCGGAGGCGCACGCGAACGUGCCGCAAAGAAGAAAGUCAAGAAGUUGGCCGGUGCCAUGAUCGCAAAGCCGGCCGUGGACGAAGCAUGA